ACGCUCGUGCUCAAAACUCUAUUUCUUCCUUUUUCUCCCAAUUAGGAUUUCGCUCCCGCUCCAAGAUUUCUAGGGUUUCAUUCCUCUCAUCUAAGUCUUUAUCCGAUCAUGAUUCUAGAUACCAGUGGCCUCGAAUCGAGUUGUCUGCGUCCAUCGGGGAUCGAAGAGCUCAGUUCCGAUCUCUCUGCUCCCCCAUCGUUCGAUCUCCCCAGUUGCGCUGAUUUUGAUGGAUUCCAGAAGAAGGCGAUUCAGAUGGUGAAGCCGGCGAAAGGAACGACGACUCUUGCGUUUAUAUUUAAGGAGGGCGUUAUCGUCGCUGCUGAUUCUAGGGCUAGCAUGGGAGGAUACAUCUCCUCUCAGUCUGUAAAGAAAAUCAUUGAGAUAAAUCCUUACAUGAUUGGCACGAUGGCUGGAGGUGCUGCAGACUGUCAGUUUUGGCACAGAAAUCUUGGCAUUAAGUGCCGUCUACAUGAACUGGCCAACAAACGUAGGAUUUCAGUUACUGGUGCUUCAAAACUUUUGGCAAAUAUUCUUUAUUCAUAUCGUGGAAUGGGCCUUUCAGUAGGGACUAUGAUUGCUGGAUGGGAUGAAACGGGUCCUGGUUUGUAUUACGUUGACAGUGAAGGAGGAAGGCUCAAGGGGAACAGAUUUUCUGUUGGAUCUGGGUCACCAUAUGCUUAUGGAGUUCUGGAUAAGGGGUAUCGGUAUGACAUGUCAGUUGAGGAAGCUGCAGAGCUUGCUCGUAGAUCUAUUUAUCAUGCAACCUUCCGUGAUGGAGCUAGCGGUGGAGUUGCCAGUGUUUAUCAUGUUGGACCUACUGGCUGGAAAAAGCUUUCUGGUGACGAUGUUGGUGAGCUGCACUAUAAGUACUACCCUGUUGUUCCGGCCCCUGUGGAGCAUGAAAUGGCUGAUGCCCCUGCAUCUUGAAUGUCUCCUAAAAAUUUGCAGUUUAAGAUUGUCUGCAACUUGAGACCCGUGGUCACCAUGUAUGUUGAACUGUGAAACUGCUUCCAUCUACUCGGUCUCAAACUUCCUGUUUGAUAUAGAUUUUAAAGAGUUGAGAUUUUAGUGUUUGAAUGAAAUAUUGGGUUAACUUGCAUUUAGCAAUGUGCAUUGGGGUAUAGUGAUUCAAUCUCUGCAUAUUUAUGUAAGGUGUGCAUGAGAAGAGGUGACUGCUUGCUUACACUACCAGCGGCAGAAUUAGAAAUUGUUGUCUAUUGCGGUCUUUGGUUAA
Asparagus officinalis (garden asparagus) is the source of this 1234-nucleotide messenger RNA. Its product is annotated as proteasome subunit beta type-5-B-like. Gene Ontology annotation, molecular function: threonine-type endopeptidase activity. Gene Ontology annotation, cellular component: proteasome core complex. The transcript has 7 exons. The record is from RefSeq and is a predicted model, not a curated record. Bases 109 to 927 code for a protein of 272 amino acids. NCBI's taxonomy places the organism in Eukaryota, Viridiplantae, Streptophyta, Magnoliopsida, Asparagales, Asparagaceae.